Molecule: messenger RNA, 738 nt
Organism: Physella acuta
Lineage: Eukaryota; Metazoa; Mollusca; Gastropoda; Physidae
Product: KRAB-A domain-containing protein 2-like
Biological process (GO): DNA integration
Molecular function (GO): RNA stem-loop binding
Source: RefSeq, a predicted model, not a curated record
AUGGCUGUCAAAAGAAAAAAUGCAAAUAUCGAACCAACGUUUGACAUGAAAACUAUGUUUUUAGAUCAUUUGACUACAGUACUGCAUGAAAAACCAAACAAUAGCUUUAUUCUCAGCAAAGACAAAUACAUUGCUAUUAUAGAGGACGUUAAACAGGCUAAAGCAAAGCAGACAAAAAAAACUGUUGACUAUCGUCGACUAAACAAAUAUGAUGUUAUUGAAGUUGACGUUAAAGAAAAACUUAUUGUACCACUAACAGAAGACAAUGGUGCUAUUUUGUACUAUGUGCACUCAGAAGAGUUGUUCGACUUGAUCAAUGAAACUCACUUGAAAAUCGGACAUGGAGGUCGCACAAGGAUGGAAAAAGAGCUCAAGAGAAAGUACAAAAAUAUCACCAAAGAAAUCAUCACUAUGUAUCUUCGGUUGUGCAAGCCUUGUCAGACAAAAUUGUCUAAUCCCAAGAAAGGUCUUGUUUCCAAACCUUUGAUAUUUAAAGAAUUUAACUCAAGAUGCCAAGUAGAUCUUAUUGAUAUGCAAAGUAACCCAGACGGCAAAUACAAGUUUAUACUCAGUUACCAGGAUCAUUUAACCAAGUUCAUAUUGUUGCGAGCUUUGGAAACCAAAAGAGCAGAAGAAGCUGCUUACCAGCUGCUGGAUAUCUUCACGACUAUUGGUGCCCCAAGUGUGCUUCAAUCAGAUAAUGGAAGAGAAUUUGUGAAUCAACUUAUUAUAGGAUGA